Molecule: messenger RNA, 6458 nt
Organism: Ictalurus furcatus (blue catfish)
Lineage: Eukaryota; Metazoa; Chordata; Actinopteri; Siluriformes; Ictaluridae
Gene: alk
Product: ALK receptor tyrosine kinase
Exons: 27
Coding region: 1025-5431 (1468 amino acids)
Biological process (GO): positive regulation of kinase activity; cell surface receptor protein tyrosine kinase signaling pathway; multicellular organism development
Cellular component (GO): signaling receptor complex; membrane
Molecular function (GO): protein binding; ATP binding; transmembrane receptor protein tyrosine kinase activity
Source: RefSeq, a predicted model, not a curated record
UCUGGAGCAAUGCCCUUUUGUCCUUUGCAAUUAGUCGCCUCAACAAAAGAACAGCAGAGCGAUUUACUGAGUCCCCAAAGAGGACUGUUUGUUAUUACAUUUUUGUGCUGAAGUGGAUUCAGGCUAUAAUAUGAAAUAGAGAUGAAAUAUUUAACAGCUCUGACAUUGUCUACUAGUGUUAAAUAAUGCAUUUCAGCUAAUUUUGUGGUUUUACCUCUCAUCUCUCAUUCACAACAAUGUCUCUGUGUUACGUUAUUCAAUGUAUUUCUGUUUGCUCUAUGUGCCAUUUGUGUGUCUAUGUCGGUGGUGGGAUGGGUUUCUUUUGUCUCCUCCCCCUUCUCUAGGCCCUGCCUACUGCAUGCAUCACGUUUCAGCUUGCUAGUGGAUGAUCACGUCUUGUCCACGCCUGUUCCAGCCUUGUGCGCUAGGAUUGGUUGGCUGCAUGUUCCGGAAGCGUACUUAAGCCUCGUCAGUCUCCAUCCCAGGGCAGAUCAUUGCCAUUGUGUUGUGCAUAGUGAGAAGUGCUUUUCACCAGUGUAUGACUAUUUCGCCUGUGUAUGACCCUAUGCCUGUUCUGACUUUGUUUAUGCUCUGCCCCCUUACGAUUCGUGUGAUACACUUGUAUAUAUGUAUAUAUUACUUUGUUAAUUAACACACUAAUAGUCACCUCUGUAAAUAGUGCAGGGUUAAGAGUAAUUUGUAGGAAGCCGGCGCCUUUUAUGUUGAUUCUUUUUUUUUCUCCUGGUUUUGGGUUAGCUAGGGAGUGAGGGAAGACGGUGUAUUUUUGUUUUCUUUUCUUGUAGUUUAGUUAGUGUUUUUUGGUAAAGUUAGAGGGAAAUUUUGUUUAUUAUUUUGGCUUGGCCGGCUUCUGAAGAGUGAACCACUAUAUAUAUGUAAAAGGUGCUCUGUCUGGAGAAUAAAACAAAGCAAACGCAAUCUUGGUCUCGCCAACCCUUUUCUUUUUUUAUUUUAUUGUAUGUUGUGGCCUGACCUAGACCGGGCUGUAACACUGUGACUUGUUGCCAUGGUAAAUGUUUCUCAUUUGUUGUCAAGUAAUGCAUUUUUUUUUGUUCUGUCAGGUUUGGGGUGUUCGUCAAAGGGAAAAUCAUGCCAUGGAAGGUCUGAAAGCUACCAUCCAGAGUUUGCAUGGAGUCUAACAUCUGCCGAGGAUGUCUGGGCUGAGGAUCAAGGGUUUAUGGACAUGGCAAGAGGAAGUUCUCAGGGCUGGGAGGAAGGUCGCUUUGUGUUAGUGAACGGCUCGGCUGUGGGCGGACCAUGGGUUCUCAGUCCAUGGCUUCGUUCUAUCUAUCGACCUUGUGGGUUGGAGGUGACUGUGUUUCUGCACCCCAGGCAAAAAGGGCGCUACAAAGUAUGGCUCAUUGAGAGGGACCAACCACCACUGGUUCUUCUGACCACUGAACCCCCCCACAUUACAGGCUGGGCAGUGGUGCACCUCAGCUUGGGAGCUCGGGAAACACCGUUCAGGAUCUCAUCCAGUUACGACCAGCCUGGAGAGCUAGAGACAGCUACCUACAACCCGUUCUUCAUCACCAACUGCACCAUGGAGACCUCUCGAAACGUGACCUUUGAGGGCCGCUACCACUGCAGACAGGGUCAGGAGAUCAGUCUGGAACGCCUGUGUGACUUCACUCCUGAUUGUGCUCAAGGGGACGAUGAAGGAGAGCCAUGCCGUCAGUUUCUUAACGGAAGCUACUGCUCUUUUGAAGAGGACGACUGUGGAUGGCAGAUGGUGUCAAGUAAAAGUUUGUACAAAGGAGUCCAUCUUUCUCUGCCUAAAAGACUUACAAACAGCUGUCCAUCCUCGGGUUCUGUUUUGGCUCUGGAAAGUCAAUCCAAAGGCCAACGGGGGUCAGUAGCUGUGCGGAGUCCACUGUUCCUCUACCCCCUGCGCAACGCCCCAUGCAUGGUACGUUUCCAGGUAUGUGGAAGCCCAAAUGGUCUUCUUUCUCUCUGGAUCAUCGAAAACAGCACAGGACCCGAGAGCCAAAGAAGUCUAUGGAACUCCAGCAGUGAGACCAAACAGGACAAGGGAUGGCAACUCGUCACUUUCCCACUGUUUGGAUUAGUCGACUCGUUCUAUCUCCAGUUCACAGCAGACAUUUCUUCUGGCUCUGAAGUGGCGUUUGCUGUGGAUAACUUCACUCUUACUAUGAACUGUUUCCUUGAAACUAAUGGAGAAUUCCCACCAGUGGUUCCGACAAGUUUUACUCCAAUGCCGUUCAGACCGACUAAUCAUGUGAAGACGACACCAGUAGUGCCUACAAACACCAAGUGGUUAUUCCACACCUGUGGGGCUACAGGGCCAAUUGGUCCUACUCCUUCUCUGUGUAGCAGUUCCUACCGUAAAAGCAAUGUGAAUGUGACCGUGGGGACAAAGGGAGCACUCAAGGGCAUCCAGAUGUGGAGGGUUCCUGAAACUGGAUUAUACAGGAUCACGGCUUAUGGUGCGGCAGGUGGUCGCAGUGUUCUCAACAUGUUCAGAUCACAUGGAGUCUAUAUUGCUGGAGAUUUUAGGCUUCACAAAGAUGAUAUGCUGUACAUCCUGGUGGGACAGCAGGGAGAAGACGCCUGUCCUAGAACUGAGGAGCCUCGGCAGAAGAUCUGUCUUGAGCAGAAAGGCCCUCCAGACAGCAAGAGCAUGUUGAAGGGAGGAGGUGGAGGAGGAGGGGGUGCUACCUACAUCUUUAAAGUGGAGAAGUCAGUUUAUAUUCCUCUGCUAAUUGCUGCUGGAGGUGGGGGUCGAGGUUACAACGGCCAUUCAGAGAGCUCGAUGGAGCUGAUGGACCAUGGUUUCAGUGUUCCUGGUCUUAAUGGCAUGUCAGGAGCAGCAGGUGGAGGUGGAGGUUGGAAUGAUAGCGCACCUGUUUCUCGGGGUGGGAGACCCCUCAAUUUGGGAGGUCAGGGAGGAGCUCCAUGCCAUACAAUGGGCUGGAAGACUAAUGGCGGCUUCGGAGGAGGUGGAGGAGCUUGCACUAGUGGGGGUGGAGGAGGUGGCUAUAGAGGUGGCAGCACUUCAGUAGACAAUGACCCUGAGCAGGAUGGAGAGGACGGAUCCUCCUUUAUGAGCCCAGAUGGAAAGAUAUUCAUGGAUGCACUUAAAGGCAUGGAGGGCGAUGGUGAGGUGAUCAUCAAACCAGUGCAGAACUGCAGUCACUGCGAGUCAGGAGAGUGCUAUGAGACAUUGGAGGGAACAGAGUGUUACUGCGACAAUGAUCUUGUACUUGCCUCAGACAAUGUCUCCUGUAUCAAUUCUACAGUUUCAGAUACAUCGGUGCUCCUUCAGCCCUCUCUCUCUCACCUGGCAUUGGGGCUCUCUGUAGGAACCUCAGCACUCAUUGCAGCUCUGUUGCUAGCAGUGUCUGGAGUGAUGAUCAUGUACAGGCGCAAGCACACUGAGCUGCAGUCCAUUCAGCUGGAGCUUCAGAGUCCAGACUGCAAGCUGAGUAAGCUGAGAGCAUCAACCAUCAUGACUGAUUACAACCCCAACUACUGCUUCGCUGGAAAGACGGCCUCUGUUAAUGACCUUAAGGAAGUACCGCGCCGUAACAUUUCGCUCACAAGGGGUUUGGGUCAUGGAGCCUUUGGAGAGGUCUAUGAGGGUCUGGCUGUAGGAAUACCAGGAGAACCCAGUCCCAUGCAGGUAGCUGUGAAGACACUUCCUGAGGUGUGCUCUGAGCAGGAUGAACUAGACUUUCUGAUGGAAGCACUCAUAAUCAGUAAAUUCAGCCAUCAGAACAUUGUCCGGUGUAUAGGAGUGAGUUUACAGGCUCUUCCUCGAUUCAUUUUGCUGGAGCUGAUGGCUGGAGGAGACCUCAAAACAUUUCUUAGGGAGACUAGACCCAGGCUGGAGCAUCCUUCCAGUCUGACUAUGGUGGACCUUCUGAACAUUGCCAGAGAUAUAGCACGUGGCUGCCAGUACCUAGAAGAGAAUCAGUUCAUUCACAGGGACAUUGCAGCGAGAAACUGCUUACUCACCUGUAAAGGUCCAGGAAGAGUGGCCAAAAUCGGAGACUUCGGCAUGGCCAGAGACAUCUACAGAGCCAGCUACUACAGGAAAGGAGGCCGUGCUAUGCUGCCAGUUAAAUGGAUGCCUCCAGAGGCCUUUAUGGAAGGAAUAUUUACCUCCAAAACUGAUACAUGGUCUUUUGGUGUGCUGCUGUGGGAAAUCUUCUCAAUGGGAUAUAUGCCAUACCCCAGCCGUAGUAAUCAGGAGGUUCUGGAUUUCGUCACUAAUGGAGGCAGGAUGGAUCCUCCAAAAAACUGCCCAGGACCAGUCUAUCGGAUAAUGACGCAGAGCUGGCAACACCAACCUGAAGACAGGCCAAACUUCUCCACUAUCCUCGAGCGGAUUGACUAUUGUUUGCAGGAUCCAGAUGUGGUAAACGUACCUUUACCUGUUGAGUAUGGCCCGAUGCCUGAGGAGGAAGAGCGCGUGCCCAUGCAUCCAGAUGACCCUGCUGCACCCUCUUUACUAACCGCCCCCCAGGGCAUAGAGGAAACAUCAUCUUCCACCACUGAGACCCGCUCAGAGGAGGCCAAGAGAGCUGCUGAGGCUCUCUUGAUGAAUGCUCGCUCAUCUGACAACAAACCUGUACCUGGUACUGCCUCCCAGCUCCACUCCCAUCCGCCAGUGUCCUCGGCAUCUGUGCUGCCGGCCUGCAGCAAGUCCGCCUCUGUUGUCCCUGCUCCCCAGGAUGGAGGCCAUGUCAACCUGGGUUUUGCUCAGGCUCCUACAGGUGAGAAGGAGAACCGUAAUGGAAAGCCCACCAACUUGUGGAAUCCUACAUAUGGUUCAUGGUUUCUCCAGCAACAACAAAAGAGGCAGCAGGCCCAGGCACAGAGGCAGGCAGGAAAUCAAGGCCAUGAGCUCUCUGGCAGGACUGGAAGUAUCGCUGAUGCUCUGGGCCUGCAGCACCAGCACAAGCAACAGCAGAUGCAGAUCCAGCAGCAACAGAAGAUACAGAUCCAGCAGCAGCAACAGCAGAAACUUCAACAGCAACAACAACAGAUCCAGAUCCAGCAGCAGCAAAAAAUACAGCAACAACAACAAAUUCAGAUCCAGCAACAGCAACAGGGGAAGUGCAGGCCUCUCUUGCCCCCUCCUCCCCAACCUGCCCCGGCCCCUCUGUUGCUGGAUUCAGCAGCCCUGCCCCCUGUACCACUCUACAGACUGCGCCGCUUCCCUUGCGGCAACAUUGGCUAUGGCUACCAGGAGCAGGGUCUGCCUUUGGAAUCAAUGUCUGGACCCCAGAAUGCCGUGCCACCUCCUGCCCUCGCCAACCAGCAGAGACCCAUCUCACUAGGCCGGACUGGCACCGCUGAGGACAGCCGUCCCCUGCUGGUGACAAUGGGAACAGUUCAGGACUCCAGACUCCCUAAGAUGGAUGGGCACAAUGCCACAGUGCUUUAACCCUCCAUCUUCUCCUCACUCCUAGACUCUUUUAUUCAGUGCCCGCUUGAAACACUGUGCCAUCCGUCUGUGCCCACCUCAGCUCACGACCACCAGGCAUCCCCCUCCCCUCACCAUGCUUCUGAGCAAGACCAACAUUUGCUUGUCACUACCAGCAAUGUCUGGGAUGAGACUGACUGUUUUAAUAUAUUCAUCUUUAUGAAUUCAUUAGAUGGAGAGAGAACUGGGAGUUUUGUAGAGGUUAAAGGUUAGGAGAUUGUGCUGGAGUCGCUCAUAAGAACUUUACCUGCAAAAUGCCCUUACAUCAUUUAUCACAUUCACAGGGAAAAACAAGUUUGUUGAUGUUUGCUUGCCUGCUUGUUUAUUUAUUCAUUUGUUAAUUUAUUAUUUGGAAGCUGUGUAAAUUAUUAAUGGGUGUGCUUCAUAAGGCAAACCGCUCCACUCAUUUAUGCAUCAUUUUGUUCACUCUUGAAUUUGGUUAGCUUUUAAACUACAGCAGUUUUCAUCUGACUUGAAAUUUAAUGAAAUAAAUUAAUUGUUAAUGGUUUCUGUUUAGCAGAUUGGUUGAUGUUAAAGGCGCCUGGCAUAUAUUAGCAGGAAGGUAAUCAGUUGCCUUGGUAUUUGAAAAGGGAUUAAGUGGUCAGGGAAAAUGUCAUGUCUGUGAAUAAUUUUACUGUUGUAUGAACACUGCGAGGAUUUGUGCGACUCUUGUGAAAGAGGUGUAAAUUUGUGUAUUUAACUCAAAGAGGAAUUGAGGUACUGAUCUCUCUCAUUCCAUCUAUUUUCAGUUAACCUGUGGCUUCUGAAAGAAGCUUUUGUGUAUAUAAGCGCUAUAUCCAUCUUUGCAGAAAAUUUAAUUAUUGCUCUUUGGUCUCUUUGUUUCAGUUCAAUUGAAUUCAAUAAAUGGUUAAUUUUAAAAAUAUUUAACAGGGCCAUACAUCUUUUAAUAAUAAUGUUUUCUACAAACAUUUAGACCUGUUGUCCCAUCUCUGUUUUUUUUUCCUGUCAUUUUGUUGUUUAAAAUGCA